Molecule: messenger RNA, 1480 nt
Organism: Acyrthosiphon pisum (pea aphid)
Lineage: Eukaryota; Metazoa; Arthropoda; Insecta; Hemiptera; Aphididae
Exons: 3
Coding region: 284-943 (219 amino acids)
Source: RefSeq, a predicted model, not a curated record
UUGAAGACAAAUCGAUAACUAAUUGAUGGAGUUUAAUAUAUGAUGCACGUAAGUAGGUACUUACGGAUGUCAAACAUACUUAUAAACCUACAACUGCAGGCGUUAGGGCGUCAUUCCGUCAAGUCGAUUACACACAGUCAAAAUUGUGUGUUUUUCAAUAGGUACUCUGAAAACAAUAUUCUAUUAUUGUUCGCUAUUAUUAAACACGAAACAUUAUAAUAACACGACGGAUAAUUACGCGAAGAAUUUUACACGGACUACAUUGACGUCAAGGACAACAAAAAUGACUUUUCUGCAGAAAUCCGUCAUGUGCGCUUUGCUGGCGGCGUUGGCGUUCGCAAGCUGUACACAUGCUCGUCCCGAAGUUUCUGAUGCAACGGCGUCCGAGUCGGUAUCAACACUGUCGUCGGUUAACGUGCGGCAGAUCCAAGCGACGCUCAGGGAAGCCCUUCCGCUGUACAGGAUGGCCGCGAAGUCGGCGCACAAGGAACACGGCCACGGCGGGAAACUAUCGGUCGUCCACCUGAUACUGAUCAUUGGAAAAGUGCUAGCGCCGCUCGUGGGCGCCAUCAUCGAACCGCUGCUCGUCAACGUGGCCAAGGGCAUCACAUGGGCGAUCACGUACUCGUUGGCCACGGGUUUCGACAAGCCGCCCAGUUACGAGCACUUUGUACCAGCACUAGAACACCACGGCGGUGGAGGCGGCGACGAUGACGACGACGACGACGGCGGUGUGGAAUACGAAUCGCACAAGCCGGUCAGUUAUUCGCUGAAGGAGCUCCCAGGACUGGCGCUGCAGCUGACCAGCACCGUGCUGGCAGAUUCCGGUGCGGGCCAACCGGCACAGCAAGCCGAGGCCAUGGAAAAGGCCGAGAGGAAGCUCGUGGGCCUGCUGCUGCAAGGAAAUAAAACUGCACCGGUGGCGUUGGCGACCAGCUCAUGAUAGAUCACUCGUCGCAUCAUCAUUAUUAUUAUUAUUAUAAUUUAUUUAUUUAUUAUGUAAACCGUGACACGAAAACGUGCUAAAGGUCCGUCGUCCGAUCGGAAACGUCCCUCUACUGAACACAAUAUGUACCUACCUGCGGCGUUACCACUUACUGAGCUGCGUACCAUACACGAGCUGUACAUAUUAUAUUUAUUUAUGUACACGUUUUGAUCGGCGAAAUAAAAUAUUUACAUGUCUAAAUAAACAUCGAAAACUCGUUCGUGUACACGGCAAAUAUAUUACCGUUUUGUUUUUUUCGCUAACGCGAUACGAACGGUUAUAGGUACCUACAACUACAAUAUUGCAAUAAUUAUAUAAUAUACAACGCUGUAGGUACCAUAGCCUUGAAUAACUUUCAUUGAGUCCGUCAGAAGUAUCAAUAAGACGUGUGACCUGACACCUGUCUCGUCGUCACACAUAUUAUUAUAUGUUAUAUAUUGGUAGACAAAGCAGUAGUCGCAGGCGAAAUGUUUUAAAAAAGAAAAUUGUCGUAUA